Molecule: messenger RNA, 1029 nt
Organism: Monascus purpureus
Lineage: Eukaryota; Fungi; Ascomycota; Eurotiomycetes; Eurotiales; Aspergillaceae
Source: the annotation of a GenBank genome assembly
AUGGAUUCACCGAGCAGCCGUCAACGGAGAGAAUCACCUUCCUCACUAUCGACGCCAACCCCAGCCACGACGGUGACAACAACGAUAACACGUCCUCCAAUUCAGCUCCCCCCAGCAGUCCUCCUCAUAUACCCAGUGACAUUGUUCGUCGGAUUGCUAUUCUCGGUCAUCUCGCCUACGGCAAGACCUCCGCGUCAUCACAUCGACCCCCUCGCACCCACAAUAGCAGCAGACCUCAACCUCGACCCCCCAGCGCACCCGAUCAACUACUUCGCCCGAAAGAACAACAUCUUUAAUCAGUACUUUGUGAAAUUGGGCUGGGCCUGGACGACGUUCGCGUUUUUUAUCUUGCUCGUUUCCCAGCCUGCGUUCAGGCUGCGACAACAAUCCGCGAACAACCAGCGACGCCUUCGAAGAAUUUUCCAGGCGUUGAUCCGGUACGCGCUGGCUACUUUGGUUUGGUAUCUUACUACGCAGUGGUUCUUCGGGCCGCCGAUUAUCGAUCGCGGAUUUAUCUUUACUGGUGGGAAAUGUGAGAGCCGUCUUUCGGCUUCAUUGUCUGGGGAACAUCACCAUCAUCAUUUCGGGACGUUUUUUACCGCUGCUUCCUGCAAGGCUGCCGGGGGUGAUUGGAGGGGUGGGUAUGAUGUUAGCGGACAUGUUUUCCUGUUGGUUCUUGCGAUGGUAUUUUUGGGUUUUGAGGCUGUUGGUGUCAGUUUGGGUGAUGCUUCUCUUGGGGAGUUGAAUAGGAAAGAGAAGGAGGAUGGUGAUGCCAUUACGCAAUCGUCGGAUCAGACUAAAAGAGAAGAUCCGUUUGAAGAGAGUAUUUUGAGGGUCUGGGCGUUGAGGUUUGUUUGCGGGGUUAUUGGCUUGAGUUGGUGGAUGCUUCUAAUGACUGCUAUUUGGUUUCAUACUUGGUUGGAGAAGUGGUCCGGCCUUCUGAUUGCCCUGGGAACGGCGUAUAUCAUCUACUUCCUCCCUAGGACUCUUGUUCCUUGGAGGAAUAUAGUGGGAAUCCCUGGUGUAUAG